AUGACUGUUAUCGAUAUCACAUCUCAGGACCAAUUCACGGAACUUACUACGGAGAAUGUACAUGGUAAACUCAUUAUCCUGUAUUUUCACACGUCUUGGGCAGAGCCAUGCAAAACGAUGGGUGCAGUUGUGAGUGCGUUGAGCGAAGAACCUGUCAACAAGGAAGUGCUAUUCUUAGCUGUAAAUGCUGACGACAACGCCGAGAUAGCAGAGCUAUUUGAGGUUUCUUCCGUCCCUUAUUUUGUGCUAGUCCGAAAUGGAACCAUUUUGCAAGAGAUCUCGGGUGCUGAUCCCAAGGAAUUCGUAAAAGCGCUCAGCAGAUUCAAUGGUAGCCUCGCCUCCUCCAGCUCACAAACAGCCCCACCUGCUGGUCAGACAGACUCAACCACCGAAGGGAACGAGGAAGAUGACGGAGAAGAGGAAACUGAAGAAGAAUUGGCAGAAAGAUUGAAGAAACUAACAAAAGCUGCACCUGUAAUGCUAUUUAUGAAAGGUACUCCUUCGGAACCCAAGUGUGGGUUUUCGAGACAAAUGGUUGGUAUCCUGCGCGAAUACCAAGUGAGGUUUGGGUUUUUCGAUAUUCUUAAGGACGAUUCGGUCAGACAGGGCCUGAAAAACUUUUCGGAAUGGCCAACUUUCCCUCAGCUAUACAUUAGCGGUGAGUUCCAGGGCGGUCUGGAUAUCAUCAAAGAGUCUUUGGAGGAGGAUCCAGAGUUUUUUCAGCAUGCAAUGAGCACGUAA
Molecule: messenger RNA, 741 nt
Organism: Lachancea dasiensis
Lineage: Eukaryota; Fungi; Ascomycota; Saccharomycetes; Saccharomycetales; Saccharomycetaceae
Source: the annotation of a GenBank genome assembly